ACAUUUCUUUUCAAGCGCUUGUAAAUUGAAAUAAGAGAAUUUCUAGAAGCAGUCAUUGGAUGGUCACACACGUAUGUUCGUUGAUUUAUCUAAGUAAUCGCAUUAUUUCAAGAACGCGCAUUGCGUUGCUCACGGAUCUUCUGCUAUACCAUAUUCAGCCUACGAUUAGACCUCGCUUCAAAUGUCAUCUUUUUGACUCAUGAGACCAACUAAACAUAAAUUGAAAUGGACCCAGUAACUAUAGAGGGCGUUCUUUCGCAAUUACGGGACUUCUUGGUGCUUUGGAUUACGCAGAUUUUAUACCAUAACCGCAUAUACUCCGAGAAUGCCUUUGAAGAGAAAACAUAUCUUGAUCUCAUAGUUCACCAAAGUCGUGUCCCAGAUCUCAACGUCUUUUUCAAGAACUUUGCCAAUGAGAUGGUCUCAGUUCUCGUAAAGAAGGCAGGUGGUGGCAAGGUCCACGAUGUCAUCGUGCUUCUCUAUAACGAAACUAACUCGCAUGUUACAAGGCGGUAUAUCAUAAACUUUAGCCAGUUUGUAGGGUUGGCUGAUCAGGUAUCCUCACUUGAUUUCUUAUCGAAAUCCACUGACUCACAGCUGUCUCGUCUCGACUUACCUGAAAUGACGUGGGGAAACAUAUAUACGUAUUUACGGAGUAUGAUGUUCUUCCAUAUAGAAGAGCUCAGACGGACACAGCAAGCGAAGGACAACUGUAUAUUUUUCAAGCUCCUUCUAAAUAUGGACGACUCGGCCAAUUUAUCAUCGGAGAAUGCGAAGUGGGUUAAGUUGACCUCCGAACAAAGCCGAGCAAAAACGAAGUUCGUUUCCUUAGGAGAAAUGUCUGUGGGGUUUCUAUGCUUUGACCUUCACAACGAGUACAUCCUAUGACUUCGCCAUCUAUUCCACCAGGACGAGUGAUACCAGACAUCUCAUAUUAAAUACUAUUUUGGUAAUAUAAAAUACAUCAGUUGAGCUUGUUGUUGAGACCCAUGAAGCCCUUUAAGUUCUCGUACAUGAAAUAACUGAUAGACACUGCCGGUGCAACUUUCGCCAAGUUUGGCACCAAUCCUUUAAAUAACCCUGGAGCUCCCUCACGUU
Molecule: messenger RNA, 1098 nt
Organism: Metschnikowia bicuspidata var. bicuspidata NRRL YB-4993
Lineage: Eukaryota; Fungi; Ascomycota; Pichiomycetes; Serinales; Metschnikowiaceae
Exons: 1
Coding region: 226-888 (220 amino acids)
Cellular component (GO): zeta DNA polymerase complex
Source: RefSeq, a predicted model, not a curated record